ACACAGCCUGGGACGCACCGCCAGAGAUAGAGAGAGAGGGAGGGUAGUGAGUGAGAGAGAGAGAGGUACACUCCCAGUGGGACAGAAGGAGAGCGGACAGAGACACACGGAGAGGCGCAGUGGCUCAGUUACAGAUACUUCAGAGAGAGCCCGCUGAAGAAAAGCAAGAGCAGAGCAAGGAGCCUUCUUUCUUUUUCUCUUCUCCCUCGUUCACAAACUCUGGAUUGUCCUAAGUUUUUCAUUUAGAACAGAUUUGAUCUUUUUUGAUUUUUUUUUUUUAGAUUUUCUCCUUUUUGUUGUCUCUUUCAGAAAAUAUUUGCUUUAGGACAUUUUUUACCUUGUGUUCCAUUUCUCCAUCUAUUCCUCAUUUACCACCACUUCAUCAUCAGAGAGGUGCAAAAAAGUUCCUGUGUGGAUUUUACACAAGAGAGACGAGUGAGCAAGAACAACUCCUUGGAGGGGGGACAGGAGUAAGCAAGCAGGGUGAGAGGUGACGGUACUCUCCCCCCCCUCACCAUCGGAGGCACCCCCACGUUAUGGAUGUUGACACAUUCCUUUCGGACACGAGGGGAACCCGCUUCAACUUCAGAGCCAGCGUAACAAGCCGCCGCCACCGGGUCAGUUUCAUCCGCCGCAACGUCCGUCCCGAGCGAAGCCUCAGCCGGCCGCAGUCUCCGCUCUCCGCCGCCGCUGCUGCGGCCACCACCACCUACACCUUUCUCCCAUCCAGCUCUCCAGCAUGGUCCUUUCUGUGAGGCUCUUCCCAGUCCUCGUCCAUUCUCCAGUACAAUGUGCAGAUGGAAAGUGACUAAAGGUGCCGUCGCCUGCUCUGGUCCGCUGUCCUGCCUCUUCUCAUCUUCAUCAUCUCCUUCGUCGUCGUCGUCCUCAUCUUCCCCAUCCUCCUCCUCGUCCUCCUGCGUCCUGCUGCUGCUGCUGCUCUUCCUUGCCCUGAGCGCAUUGCCCGCCGCCUCCUGCCACGAUGGCCACAGGUCCACGCGCUCGCCCCGGAGCCCUGACAACCACAACAGCAGCGGCGCGUCCUCUGCGACGGCGGUGGUGGGCCGGCAUGUGCGCAGCUACGACCAUCUGCAGGGGGAUGUCCGCAAGAGAAAGCUCUUCUCCUACCAGAAGUUCUUUCUCAGGAUUGAUAAAAACGGGAAGGUCAAUGGCACCAAGAAUGACAAGGACCCGUUCACUAUAUUUGAAAUCAAGUCAGUGGAGGUUGGUAUUGUGGCAAUCCGAGGACUCCACAGCACAAACUACCUGGCUCUCACCAAGAAGGGCACUCUGUAUGGCGCGAAGGAGUUUGGUGUGGAUUGCAUGUGGACAGAGCGGAUCGAGGAGAACAAGUACAACACGUAUGCGUCUGUUGAGCACAAGAACAAGAAGAAGUUCAUGUUUGUGGGCCUGAGUGUAAGCGGCAAGCCCAUGCGGGGCAAGAAGACCCGCAGGAAGAACACGGCCACUCACUUCCUCCCCAUACCUGUGGACCCCCAGUCAUAGGGCGGACCCCCACUGUCCACAUGAAAAAAAAAACGGCCAACUGCACUGAGACAAAAGACUUCGAAUCACCAACAGUCAUAAGAAUUAUAGUGAUAUCGACAGACUUGUUCUGAAAGUUUUUGUUGUUGUUUUGUGGGAAAUUUUAAAAAAUGGAUGGAGCUAUGUGAAAGAGACUGCAGGAACUCUUACAGGUUGAGUCUUGAUUGAUGUCAUAUAUUUGUUGUUACUAAGUUAUUGGCACAGGAGAAAAAAAAAAAAUCACCGACGACACAUUUUUUUUCUGUGCCAAAUGCCGUGUUCGGAUAAACUAUUGGACCAAGACAAGGAACAAGCAAAAUCGUUUUUUUUUUUUCAAAAAAAAGAAGAAACAUCAUGACGGGAAACUCUGGCGUCUUAUGGCUUUCAUUAAGUCGGAGACCAUGGACAGAGAGUGCAUCACCUGCCUGCAUUUGUGCGUGUUUGGUCUGCAGAUACUUUCUAUUUAUAUUCUACUAACUCAUACGAAGCCUUUCCAACUGACACUACAGCUCUGUGAUGCAGUGGACAGCUAGUUCUACAAACACUGACUGGAAGCGCUUGCUUUAGACACAAGACAGAGGCCUGAAUUCAGCACAGGGGGGCGGGGGGCGGGGUGGGUUAGUAAAACUAGCGCCAUAGCAUAAACAAGAACCCUAACAACCUUUAUCAUAACAAGCAAAGCCACUGUAUUAAGAAAACAAUAUCUCAACUUCUUUACCUGACUGCUUUUAAGAAAAUAAAUUAUUUAUUUUAUGUAAUAUUUAAAGAAAUACAAAGGCAAAAAACAUAAAAUGGACAUUUUUUAUCAUUUACGGUAUGUUCCUCCUUUACUCUGUUGGUUAAACAUAAAUAUUAAAAAUAAAUGAAUAAGUAAAUAAAUAUAUUUCUCUUUAUUAAGCAAA
Molecule: messenger RNA, 2423 nt
Organism: Alosa alosa (allis shad)
Lineage: Eukaryota; Metazoa; Chordata; Actinopteri; Clupeiformes; Clupeidae
Gene: fgf10a
Product: fibroblast growth factor 10a
Exons: 3
Coding region: 790-1503 (237 amino acids)
Biological process (GO): wound healing; positive regulation of epithelial cell proliferation; positive regulation of epithelial cell migration
Cellular component (GO): cytoplasm
Molecular function (GO): growth factor activity; chemoattractant activity; type 2 fibroblast growth factor receptor binding
Source: RefSeq, a predicted model, not a curated record